CUGAUCUAUAGACUUUGAUAUGUAGGACUAUCAUUGCGGGCAUAGAGUAAAACUUCCUUGUAGUUUGGGCGGGAAAAUGACAAAUGAAAAACCGUCUGCCAAUAAAUGAAGCGGCCUAUGGCAGUGGCCACAUAAGGUAGAGGAAAGUACUUGAGCAGUACCAAACGGCUGAACAGAACAGUGGAGGUGGAUUCUGCAAAAUAAGAGAUCUGGUUGAAAAAGAGGUUUGGAUCCCGUGGCUUUUGAGUGGAUUACUUUACAAAGCUCGGCAAUGUCAAUGCGAACUUUUACUAUUGUUAGGUGUAUUUAGGUUUCUCAAGUUUCAGUCAAGAUGACGACCUCGAUCACUCAAACUAUUGGAUUUCUCGUGAAUUCCUCUGAGUGCUGUCAUGAGUCAAUCGCUUUCACAACCAAAACUCUCUUCGGAGAAACGACUACUACUAGCAGCAUCCCAACCAUCACCACAGACGAAGCCGCAGUGGUGCAAGCCACAGCGGGGCAAGCUGCCUGGCUUAUCCCGGUCAUCUUUGGGCUGAUCACGGUCUGCGGCGUGGUUGGUAACUUCCUCGUGAUCUACGUGAUUGUCCGUCACGGUCACAUGAAGACCGUGACGAACUACUACAUCGUGAACCUAGCCGUUACUGAUAUCUCCUUUCUGCUCUGCUGUGCACCGUUCACGGCUACUCUAUUUGUGUCUCCAAACUGGCUCUUCGGGAGAUUCAUGUGCAAGUUCGUCUUCUACAUGAUGCAGGUGACUGGUCAGUGCACGUGUCUAACACUGACAGCUAUGAGUGUGGACCGGUACCAGGCUAUUGUUCAUCCAAUCAAAUCACUCAAGUCUCGUACGACCAGAGUAGCGUGCAUUGUCAACAUGUGCAUCUGGAUUGGAUCACUGCUGAUCUCCGUGCCGGUGGCCAUCUUCUUUGAUUUAUCCCUCUACAUCAACCUGUUGGUCUGCUCUGAGAUGUGGCCCCUGGACAUCAUGUUCCCUGGAUACGCCGUCUUCAGCUUUAUCCUCCUCUACGUCAUUCCCAUCUUCACCAUUUCCGUCUGUUACAGCCUCAUGCUCCGCAAGCUGUGGUCUCGCGUGUCACCUGGUGAAGACAACAACUCCCAUCUUAACAACGCCCGUCAGAAACGCAAAGUCACCCGCAUGGUCCUGGUGGUGGUGCUGGUCUUCGCUAUCUGCUGGCUGCCCACCUACAUCAUCAACCUCUGGAUCCGUCUUGACCCGUACUUCCCCAAGACCAACGCCACGUAUAUUUUCAAGAUGGCGGCGCACACGUUGUCGUACGCCAACUCCAGCGUCAACCCGUUCGUGUACGCCUUUAUGGGAGAGAACUACAGGCGGUACUUCAAGAAGGCGUUCCCGGUGUGCUUCCGCCAGCGAGUGAGACGUCCCACGGACUUCACGACAUCUCGCACGGACCCUACUGGAAACUUCAACGGGGGAACUGCGGGUAUUGGUGGGCGGACUGUUGAAACCGUUGCGUUGGACUAACAAAGUGAAUGAUUUAGGAUUAAAGUGACAUACUGCGAUUCUCUGUUUGUCGAACCUACAUUUUAUUUUAUUGUUGUAUGGUAACUGCAUACAAAAUGUGUAUACAUGUAUAAGUUCUUAAUAAUAGUAAGGACACCUCCUCGACGAUAAUAUGUGGUCACUUAUUUUGUGCACUUCCUUUUCCUUAAAGGGGAAAGUAUACGUUUGGUUAUCACUUUUAAAAUUUAUUCAUAAAUACCACAAACAGUUUCG
This is a messenger RNA of Asterias rubens (European starfish), 1753 nucleotides long. RefSeq names its product G-protein coupled receptor 54-like. Gene Ontology annotation, biological process: G protein-coupled receptor signaling pathway. Bases 332 to 1501 code for a protein of 389 amino acids. Gene Ontology annotation, cellular component: membrane. The transcript is spliced from 3 exons. Gene Ontology annotation, molecular function: G protein-coupled receptor activity. Lineage: Eukaryota; Metazoa; Echinodermata; Asteroidea; Forcipulatida; Asteriidae. The record is from RefSeq and is a predicted model, not a curated record.